Botrytis deweyae is the source of this 2310-nucleotide messenger RNA. RefSeq lists its product as uncharacterized. The transcript has 7 exons. The record is from RefSeq and is a predicted model, not a curated record. Bases 1 to 2310 code for a protein of 769 amino acids. Lineage: Eukaryota; Fungi; Ascomycota; Leotiomycetes; Helotiales; Sclerotiniaceae. Gene Ontology annotation, molecular function: oligopeptide transmembrane transporter activity. Gene Ontology annotation, biological process: transmembrane transport.
AUGGAUACUAUCAAUGUACAUCCAGGAGGAGGGGACUCUGCAUCUCAAAUUUCCACAGGGUCCCCCAUUUCCGACAAAAAGGCUGCCGAUAUUGAAAUUGAAGCCAUUGACUCAAACGAAUUCCAAGAUAUCUCUGACGAGAAAAUCAUUGUACCUGGAGAAAAUGAUGUCUUUAUAGAUCCUCGUCUCAAAGAUUAUCCCAUUCCAUUGGUGGCCAAGACAGUUGACUUGCACAAUGACCCUACAGAACCGAUUCUUACAUUUCGAUUCUGGUUUUGCUCUACAUUUUGGGUUGUUAUUGGAUGUGGAAUCUCUUCAUUUUACUAUUUCAAACCAUAUGCCAUGAACCUCACGAGUUAUGCUGUACAACUUCUCUCAUGGGGUAUGGGAACUCUAAUGGCUGCUUACCUACCAAAAAGAGUCUUCAAUACCUUUGGUUACAAAUGGAGUCUCAAUCCAGGACCAUGGAAUGCAAAGGAACAUGCUCUCGUUGUGGUAGCUUAUUGGGGAAGUUGUUACACAGCAUAUGGUCUCGGUCCACUUUCAGCAAUGGAGUUGUACUAUGGACGUAAGAUGAAUCCUGGUUGGGGAAUUUUGUUUCUCAUCACCACUCAAAUGAUUGGAUACGGAUUCGCAGGACUCUUUCGUGAUAUCCUUGUUCGACCUCCAAAUAUUUACUACCCAGGAGUGUUACCAAACGUAUCUCUUUUUAAUGCUAUGCAUAAGAAUCCCGCAGUUACGAAGAAAUCUCUCAAAUUCUUCGCUAUUGUGGCUUGUUGCGCAUUCUGUUAUGAGUGGCUUCCAUCAGUUAUUUUUCCAUUGUUGAGUUCCAUUCCGUUGAUUUGUUAUUUUGGUCAUGGAAAUUGGAAAGCAUAUUUAAUGGGUUCAGGUUAUUAUGGUUUUGGAAUGCUCGACAUCAGCUUAGAUUGGAACUACGUCGCCUUCUGGUCACCACUCUAUACACCACUCUGGGCAAAUGCAAAUCAAUUUGUUGGUGCAAUGCUAGCCUGUUGGUUUAUAUACCCUCUUUUAUAUUUUACCAAUACUCUCAAUGCCUUGAACUUUACAGCUAUGGGAUCUGGUACAUAUGAUAGCACUGGCGCCUCUUAUAACAUUUCUCGAAUCCUCAAUCCGGAUUAUACACUGAAUCAAGAAGCAAUGGAUGCUUAUUCUAAGCCAUACUGGUCCGCAUCAUAUGCUCUUCAAUUCUUCUUUGGCUUUGCUGCAUCAACUGGUGCUAUGGUAUACGCUGCUUUAUGGUAUGGUAAGCCUGCUUAUCAAGGAAUGAAAGAUGCUUUCAGAAAUCGAAGAAGUAAUUAUGAUGAUCCUUAUCUCAAGCUCAUGGAAGUAUUUCCUCGCGUUCCACAUUGGUGGUAUGGAAUACUCUUGGUUGUUUGUUCUGGACUUGCCAUUGGUCAACUAUAUGGAGGAGAAAUGCAGCUUCCUUGGUGGGGAUUUAUCAUCAUCUCAAUAAUCUCAUGUAUAUUCACAUUCCCAAAUGGAGUCUUAUGGGGUGUCGCCAAUAUGCAAGUUGGAAUGCAAUUUUUGUCAGAAGUCAUUGCUGGAGCCCUUUUCCCAGGAAAACCUCUCGGAGUUCUUACAUGUAUGGUCUACGGUCGACAGAUCUUGGAACAAAAUCUUAAUUUGAUCUCGGACUAUAAAUUUGGUUUCUAUAUGAAAAUUCCAGAAACCGAAAUGUUCAUAGGUCAGGUCUAUGGUACACUUUUGGGCCCCUUUAUCAAUUAUGGCAUGAUGAGAUUUAUUAUCAAUUCUGAAGGUCCCAAAUUGACCGGCGCCGUUGCUUCUCAAGCUUGGAAUGCUGUUAAAACUCGGAAUUACUACUCCCUUUCCGUAAUCUGGGGUGUUCUUGGCCCCAAAAUAUUUUUUGGCGAAGGUUCUAUAUACUCUUGGGUUUAUUAUGGAUUUUUCGUAGGACCUGUGCUCGUCAUUCUCACAUACAUAGUCCAUAAAUGGAAACCUCAAUGGAAGGUUGAAGAGAGAUUCAACCCGACAUUGAUUUGUUUUGGAGCUACCUGGUUUCCGGUUUAUCAAACUACGAAUUUGAUGACUAGUGCUGCUGUUUCAGUAUUCUUCAUGGGCUACGUAUAUCGCUAUCAUCCCAUCUGGUUCAGGAAGUACAAUUACCUUCUGGGAGUUGGUCUAGAUUGUGGCACACAACUUAUGCAAACGGUCAUGGUAUUUGGACUUAAUCUUCCUAAUGCGACAUUUCCAAAUUGGUGGGGAAAUAAUGCAGUCGCUAUUGAUAGAUGUUUUGCACCAGGAAAUAUUCCAGUCAAUGCCAUGGGUUGA